CCGCACCAAAACUCGCUCUCUCUAAAAUGUUAUAAUAUUUGAAGCGACAUUAAAAUCGAUGACAUUGGACAUAUGAGGAAAACAAACUGACUGUUGAAAUAUUACUUAAUAAUAUGCCCUGGAAUGUAUUUAAGUUGUAGAAGCCUUGUUUUCUCAUAAGUUCAUGACUUGAUUGCGCUCGCGGAUGUCAAGUCUCUCGCGCGCGCAAGAGAAGCGCACAGUCUGCCGAGAGCGCGUGAGUCAGUUCACGUGCAGAAAAGAAAAUCCCGUAGAUCUUUUAUCAUUACGCUCGUGUUUGUGGGCGAUUAUCACUGAAAGGGAACCGAACAACUCUUCAGGCGGACUGUCGUGAAGUGUACGGGGAAAAUGGAUCUGUAAAGGCGCGAUUUUUGUCUGUCAGUUGAUGUAAGUGUGGACGGAGGGGCUCGUACAGGAGAUGGCAGCUCUGAUGGCUUUAGGACUUUGGUUUGUCGCACUCACCGUGGCGACUGUAUGUUGUUCAGAGGUGGAGGAGCGGUUAAUAAACUAUUUACUCUCCCCUGACCGAUACAACAAGCUGAUCCGGCCGGCGGUCAACAAGAGCCAGCAGGUCACCAUUGCAAUCCAAGUGUCUCUUGCCCAGCUCAUCAGUGUGAAUGAAAGAGAGCAGAUCAUGACCACAAACUGUUGGCUUACUCAGGUAUGGAAUGAUUAUCGAUUGAUGUGGGAUCCAGAGGAGUAUGAAGGGAUCAGGAAAGUUCGCCUUCCUUCCCAACAUAUAUGGCUGCCUGACAUUGUCCUGUACAACAAUGCUGAUGGGACAUAUGAAGUGUCUUUCUACUCCAAUGCGGUCGUGUCAAAUAACGGUGAGGUUGCCUGGCUACCACCAGCCAUUUAUAAGAGUGCCUGUAAAAUUGAGGUCCGGGACUUCCCCUUUGACCAGCAAAACUGCACACUUAAGUUCCGUUCAUGGACUUAUGACCACACAGAAAUUGACCUUAUCUUGCUGUCAGACUUUGCCAGUCGAGAUGACUUCAAGCCAAGCGGUGAGUGGGAUAUUGUCUCCUUACCUGGUCGCAAAAACGAAGACCCUAAUGACGUCACAUAUUUGGAUAUAACAUACGAUUUUAUCAUCAGACGCAAACCACUGUUCUACACCAUUAACCUAAUUAUCCCCUGUGUUCUCAUCACUUCACUGGCCAUCUUAGUUUUUUACCUACCAUCAGACUGUGGGGAGAAGAUGACUUUGUGUAUUUCUGUUCUUCUGGCCUUAACUGUGUUCCUCUUACUGAUUUCCAAAAUCGUACCUCCGACCUCACUCGCUGUGCCCCUCAUCGGAAAGUACUUGAUGUUCACCAUGGUGUUGGUGACUUUUUCAAUUGUUACAAGUGUGUGUGUGCUAAACGUGCACCAUCGGUCCCCAAGCACACACACUAUGCCAAAGUGGGUCAAACACUACUUCCUGGCCCGUUUGCCUGCUUUCCUCUUCAUGCGACGACCAGGAGAGUCCAACAAACGCGAGAAAUUUCGUAGGAAGCACCAGCAGUGCUCUUCAUCUGAUCUCCCAGCAAAAUGUGAGGCUGAUGAGACUGAUUCCACCUUCUUUGUCAAUGAAGAUUCUGUCAAGCACAUCGGUUGGAGACCUGGCGAGUUGCAGGAAAACACAGAGUUUCGUAAGCGAAUGGCGGUAAAAUGCUCUGCGGAUGUGGAGGAGGCUGUGAAGGGGGUCCGAUACAUUGCUGACAAGUUGAAGAAUGAGGAUGAUGAUGAAGGGAUUGUUGAGGAUUGGAAAUACGUGGCUAUGGUGAUUGACCGUCUGUUUCUGUGGAUCUUUGUUUUAGUGUGCGUUACAGGAACCCUCGGCCUCUUCACGCAGCCGCUCUUCAAGAGCUAUAACACACCCACCAGUGAUGAUUUGUAGAUCACAUAAAGUCAGACCAGCUUCAACCCAACCCACAUAUCUGUUUAUUUUCAGUGCACACCCCACAACCCAGUCUUAUCAUGAACUUGACAUGACAACCUGCUUAUAUCAACAAAUAUUGUAGCAAAAAAACAGACAAAGAACUUCAAACCUGACACUUUUCAUAAAGCGUUAAGCUCUGUGUACCAUUCAAUGCACAAUGACACAAAAUUCUUAGAUGCCGUUGAGUCAGAGCACAAUACUGGACACACACUGAAUAUUUAUAUGCCCCUAACACUGACCCGAACUCAAAAACCCUUCAGAGCUGUCAUUCAUCCACAACAUUUAGCCCUGGAGGCCUCAGCAUUCUCUAACCUCUCAUAGAAAAUAACUCCCCAAAUCCCAAAAUGACUCCAAACCAACACUCCUCUUGAUUUGUCAAAACUGACUGUUUUUCUGAAAAAAUUAUAAUUUUCUGAAAUUCCCAAAAUGUUCAUGUGCAGGAUGAUUACAAAUUAUUACAGUUAGACAGUGCAGUCUAGAGAACACUUGUUUACAUCAGGGAACUAAUUACAGACCUGUAACCGGAACAUAGAUUAUACACCUUAACAUAGUGUACUACACAUGUGCAUGUACCUUUCUUUAACACACGUUCACACCCCCCCUCCCCCCAUUAUACUGUUAGAUUGGUUUAAAAGUUACAUAAACAGCAUCUUGCAACAGCAUUUUGAUUGACAUAUUUACAGACAGAUUUUUGGACGUGCUGUCGUUGGAAUGACUCAUGAGUGCUUAACAUAUAUUUAUCAUAAUGUUAUUUUAUGAUGAUUAUGUGAUGGAUUAAGAAAAGUAAAUUAAAACCAUACAAAAUUG
Ctenopharyngodon idella (grass carp) is the source of this 2749-nucleotide messenger RNA. It is a transcript of the gene chrnb5b, whose product is annotated as cholinergic receptor, nicotinic, beta 5b. Bases 437 to 1900 code for a protein of 487 amino acids. Gene Ontology annotation, cellular component: synapse; postsynaptic membrane; neuron projection. Gene Ontology annotation, biological process: monoatomic ion transmembrane transport; nervous system process; regulation of membrane potential. Lineage: Eukaryota; Metazoa; Chordata; Actinopteri; Cypriniformes; Xenocyprididae. Gene Ontology annotation, molecular function: acetylcholine-gated monoatomic cation-selective channel activity; transmembrane signaling receptor activity. The transcript has 7 exons. The record is from RefSeq and is a predicted model, not a curated record.